Geodia barretti is the source of this 405-nucleotide messenger RNA. The record is from the annotation of a GenBank genome assembly. Lineage: Eukaryota; Metazoa; Porifera; Demospongiae; Tetractinellida; Geodiidae.
CUGGAUGCCCAGAGCGUGGCACGACGGGCCUCCGCCGAAAUUGUUCCGGGAUCGGUGGUCGCCGUCGGCGGCGGCUGGUCGGCCGCGGUGGCCGAUCUUGUCCCCGCGGAAAAGGGCGUGUGGUUUUUGCGGGCGGGAGGGACGCUUUCGGACCUGCCCAUCAACGCUGUCGACGCCGGCGCGGUCCUGCGCGGGGGCAAUGUAGAUCUAUCAAUCCUGACCGCCGCGCAGGUCGAUUCCAACGGAAGUAUCGCCGGUUACCAUGCCGCGGACUACCCCGGUCCACAGGGACAUGCCGGCCUCAUCGACCUCGCGGCCGGAGCCCGCCGCGUGGUCGCCGUUUUGCCCCACACCGCCGAUGAUGGCUCUCCCAACAUCGUAGAUACCCUGGCCCUUGCCGCCUGA